Molecule: messenger RNA, 701 nt
Organism: Cydia amplana
Lineage: Eukaryota; Metazoa; Arthropoda; Insecta; Lepidoptera; Tortricidae
Exons: 5
Coding region: 179-667 (162 amino acids)
Molecular function (GO): odorant binding
Source: RefSeq, a predicted model, not a curated record
AUCGUGGUACGGGGCAUGAUGCAAGCUCGCAUAUAUCAUGGUAAGAAGGCACAUGCUCGCGAGUGCAAGUGCAAGAGGUGCCUCAAUCUCGGUUGCGUCACGUUGUGCUGCGGCUGUCACUGCGCGUGUAAAAGAACUACGGAUUAUCCAAAUCAAAACGUGAUCACUUACUGAAGAAAUGGGGGAGGUCACCAGCUUGAGAGCCAUGCCGAAGGUGGUGAUGCUGCUCUGCCUGCUGGCCGGAGCUCACCAGGCUUCAGCGGGUUGUAAACAUUGCUCACAGACCGUAGGCAAGGAAGAGAAGGCCAUGUUCCGCACCCACUCGGACGCCUGCUUGGCCACGUCCAAAGUGGACCCCGCGCAAGUGGAUGCUCUGAGUCGUGGGGAAUUCCUGGACACACCCCAGCUGAGGGCGCACGUGCACUGCGUGCUGAUGAAGUGUAAGGUGGUCGGCAAAGACGGCAAGCUGCAGAAAACGGCCGUCCUUGACAAGCUCGCUGUGCGUGGGAACGGAAAGGAUGUUGCUAAGAUCCUGGAGAACUGCGCCGAGCACCAGUAUGGUGACACGCCGGAGGACCUGACCUGGAACCUAUUCCGAUGCGCCUACAACAAGAAAGCUAUUCUCUUCGACUACAUGCCCAACGCAAUGAGCACUCUGCAAGCAUAGCGCCAUUUGCUAAAUAGUACACAAAAGACAUCGU